Molecule: messenger RNA, 1638 nt
Organism: Ascochyta rabiei
Lineage: Eukaryota; Fungi; Ascomycota; Dothideomycetes; Pleosporales; Didymellaceae
Product: Phenylalanine--tRNA ligase
Exons: 2
Coding region: 1-1638 (545 amino acids)
Biological process (GO): phenylalanyl-tRNA aminoacylation
Cellular component (GO): mitochondrion; cytoplasm
Molecular function (GO): phenylalanine-tRNA ligase activity; tRNA binding; ATP binding
Source: RefSeq, a predicted model, not a curated record
AUGCAGGCACGGAUCCCGCGCUUGGCGGACACUCGCGUGCUGCUUGCUGCUGUUUUCUUGGGACGCGACGGUCGACUUCAGCGCGGGCAGUCCAUCGAGAAAAUGCACAUACCGAGGUGGUCCACGGCAUCGUGUCGCCAGGUGAACCGAAAUGCGGCAUUCAGGAUACGGACGUCUCAACUGCGUCCCUGGCCGUGCCUGCAGUUGGUGAGAGGCAACUCUUCUGCGCCACCAAGCCAAGUCGUCGUUGAAGGACGAACAUACAAAACAGACGAAUGGAUGAACACACCCCCAACAAUCCUUGACGCCAUACCCCGACGCCUGCACCUCCAACCAGACCACCCUCUCACCAUCACCCGCAAACUCAUCGAGUCACGCUUCCCCGGCUACAAAGCUCACAACGGUCUAUUCCCCAUUGUCUCUACUGCCCAGAACUUCGACUCCCUGGGCUUCCCACCGGACCAUGUUGGCCGGAACCGAACCGACACAUACUACCUGAACAAAGAGACCGUACUGCGCACCCACACCUCUGCUCACCAAGCCGACACCUUCCGCGCAAACGAGACCGAAGGGUACUUGAUUAGCGCAGACGUUUACCGCCGCGAUGCCAUUGACCGCUCCCACUACCCUGUGUUCCACCAAAUGGAGGGCGCACGAACGUGGGACCGUUCCCAGGCUGAAAAGGAAGGUAGAUCCCUCGCAGAAAUAAUCUGGGCCGACGUGGACAAGAUCCCAAAACACAACGUCGUAGUCGAGGACCCAAACCCCACGAUGCAUGCCGAGCGCAAUCCACUACAGACCACACACUCCGCCGAGGAAGUCGAGGCCAUCGCCGCGCACCUGAAGCGCAGUUUGGAGGACAUGGUCAUCACCAUCUUCAACGCUGCCAAAUCCGCUUCAAUUGUAGAAACAGAAGCUGACGAGCCGCUGAAAGUCCGCUGGGUGGAAGCGUACUUUCCCUUCACGUCGCCCAGCUGGGAGCUCGAAGUCUGGUGGCAAGGUGAGUGGCUGGAAGUGCUGGGAUCCGGAGUUGUAUCUCAGCCCAUCCUGAACAAUGCCGGUGUGUCUGAACGCGUAGGCUGGGCGUUUGGUCUCGGUCUCGAGCGUAUCGCCAUGCUUCUGUACUCCAUUCCCGACAUUCGACUCUUCUGGUCCAAGGACACCCGCUUCUUGAGCCAAUUCAGCGAAGCCGGACCGAUCAAGACGUUUGUCCCCUUCAGCAAAUAUCCCGCGUGUUUCAAGGACGUGAGCUUCUGGCUUCAGCCCAAGAAGAGCGCUGCAGGGGGUGCGGGCGCAGGUGCGGCUUCUAUUCACCCACCGGCAACAGCACCUACGCCAUCCCCGUCAGAUUCUGCAACUAGCUCCUCGACGAUCAUACCUCCUGCAGCGCCAGCUCCUGCAGCGCCUUCGUUCCACGAAAACGAUGUCAUGGAAAUCGCGCGCGAGGUCUGUGGCGACCUGGUCGAGGAUGUAAGGCUUGUGGAUGAGUUUGAGCACCCCAAGACCGGCAAGAAAAGCUUGUGCUACCGCAUCAACUAUCGCAGCUUGGAACGCACGCUCACCAACGAGGAAACAAAUGCAUUGCAUGAGCGGCUGCGCAGUCUCCUCGUUGACAGACUGGGUGUGGAGCUACGGUAG